CACAUCAUUUCGUAAGCGAUUGAAUAGUGAUUCUUAUUUUUAUCUUGAAAUUAUUUAAGUAUUAUUUAUUUACAAUUGCUGUAUUCUUACGAAAUAUAUAAAACAGUCUUGUAUCAUGACAAUAAUUGUGUAACCACAUAAAAUGGAAAAACAGAAUUCUGUCGAAGAACUUCUCGUUCUGGUUGAUGAUAAAAUCAAAUAUGGUAAAGAACUUGUGUUUCUGUUGCAACCUAUACAAGCCGUCGAUGGGGUCAUGAAGUUACAAAGGAAGAUUCGUCAAGAAAUGGAGUUUCUAAAAAAGCUACAAAAAACUAGAAAAGUGAAACUAGAGCAAUUAUCCUGUUCAAACUUACGACAUUUGGGUGCAAUGGUAGACUGUGCGUUGAGGCCCGGUGUGGUGGCAGUGUGUAAGAUAUUUCACAUUGAUGAUGAAAGCAAACUAGUUAUUGAUGUAAUUAGUGACCAAGGAAAAACGUGGACCAAAGUAAUAGCCAGAAAUCCCAAAUCCCUCUCUGCUCUGAGUUCCGGAAAUGCAUCAUAUGGGGCUCGGUCCAUUCUUGACCAAGCUGAGGAUUACUUGGAGUGUGCCAAGUUGUACCCCUGCAUGUACCAGCCUCCAAAGGUGAUAUUUGAAUUCGUCAGUGGCAUAGAAGAGAGUUUAGCUAAAAAAUUAAAAGCAGUGGGUGUUAUAGUGAAAGGGGAGAUUUUGCCAGAUUCCAGUCAUGCUGAAGACUGUGAUGACUCCUGCCCGUCUCAGUCUAGUGACGAAGAGGAUGAAACACUGGAAGACAGUAACCCUAAAACACUAGAAGAAAUGUCCCAAUGUAUUGAAGAGCACCCUGAGAUCACCACUCUGAACCUGGACGUCACAGCAAUGAUGGCUUACGUUAGCAAUAUGACCAACGGACACUGCGACUACCGGUUUAAACAGGAAGUUCUGACUCAGCAGUGCGCUUGGGAAGCGGAGAGGCCAGUCAAACCUAUCUUGGAGAAGAUAUUUGAGGGGAAGAGCCUGGUCUGCUGCAGAACCGCCUGGGACGACUUCGCGAAGAUAGUGGACACGCUCGGAGGUGAGAUGGAGAGGCGGCGGACUGCCGAGCUGCGGGAGAGGCUCACGGUCUACCCUGACGACUACGCAGGGGAGGACGACCUUGCACGGCAGAAGCUAAAAGUGCGCGGUCACAUUCGUCUGCGAUCUCGCAUCAUAUUCAACUUCGGGCAUCGGAUAAAAGCCAUCACAGUGUCGGCCAAUGAAGGGUUCGUCAGGGCAGCCCAUCAACAGGGAGUGACGUACGCAGCAUUUAUCCACGAGUCGCGAGCGCUCACCGAGGGCAAGGAGCCUACCGCCACGAAGUUGUCCUCAUGAUCUUUGAUAUUAAACGGUUUUGGCAGA
Molecule: messenger RNA, 1393 nt
Organism: Leguminivora glycinivorella
Lineage: Eukaryota; Metazoa; Arthropoda; Insecta; Lepidoptera; Tortricidae
Product: UPF0415 protein C7orf25 homolog
Exons: 9
Coding region: 143-1366 (407 amino acids)
Source: RefSeq, a predicted model, not a curated record